CUCCACCCUUUCCGUGUGGGGGAGGAGAGGGAAGGAGGAGGAGAAGGUAUGUGCGUGCGCGCAACUCCCAUAUGCAAUUAACAGCAGCUCGUUCCGCCGCUAUGACCCGCGAAAUGAGGAAAUAAGUGUCGCCCCGGUGAAAAAGGGCACUUCUCCUCCCUCUCCUCCGCGACACCUCCACGUCUGCCGUCCAGUUUUUCGAGAGAGAGAAAGAGAGAGAGAAAGAGAGGACAGCAACACAUUCUGGAAGACAGUGUGAAUUAAUAUAAACGCGCAUUUAAAAGUACAAUGAGCGAGCCAUCUUCCGUGUCUCUCCCUCUCUCUCCCUCUUAUAUAUACAUAUUUCAAGCGAUCCUCGCCCGUCUUGGAACGCGAUGAUUUCUAUCCCCCUCGCCAUCUCGAACGAAAUACGUGGACGUUGACUUUAAUAGAUCGCAACGUAAGGGAUGAAUAAUAUUUCAAUAAACGGAACGAGAGGAGGAGGAUGCACAAAUUUUUAGUUGCUACAAUUGUUUAAAAAAAAAAUAGAAAUGAUGAGAAUCGGUUGCUAACCAAAACCGAGGAGAAAGGCUCUCGAUAUAAUAAUUAAACACCAGACGGUGUAUAAUAUCAUAUGUAUAUAUAUAUAUUAUUUGCCGAACGAAUUAUCGAACGAGUGGCCAAUGUCUGUUCGUUAGACCCGUGAAAAAACACGAAUCCGUCUCACGUUCCCGUUAUUCGAGAAUACUGGAAACGUUUGCCCGUGAAACGGAGACGGUCAGUGCGGAAACAGCGUUCCAACCGAGUCGCGGGAUACGAUUCUUGGCGCGCGUUCUACGUAGAGGGGGGAGGAGUUGGAGCGUUUUUUUUCCUUUCUCCCUUUGGAGAGAACGGGGUGGCGGGCGGCGGCCCAUGGUGCAACGCAUGAGAGUCGCAUCGCGGCGGCGCUCGAGGGAUGCAAGGCAUCCGAGAUCUUUUCCUCGUCUUUGCGUGCCUCCAUUUCCUCGCCAUCUGCGUAUCUGAAAACGCGAUCGACGCUCCAACCACGCUGUCCAGGCGCAAGAGGUACUUGAUUUUUCCCGAAGGGAGUAACAUGCAGUUAGUGUAUUGUCUGACGGUGGGAACCUACGUGAAGGAGAACGACGUAAUAAUGGGGAUAACAGCAGCCCUGGCAUGGGAGUUGCCGAGCAAAGUGGACUCGAAGGUGUCGAAGUUGCUCGAUCGGAAGAGUAGAAGCGUCAUGUAUCCGAAGAUAGAGGCUCUGCUGCAAUCCACGGGCCUGGAUGGAAGAGCUUGCGUGAUGAAGGCGCUGUGCGAGGCUGCCCGGAGGAGCCCACAGGAUGUUGGAAAAGGGAGCCUGGUCCAGGAGUUGCUGCACGCCAUCUUUACGUUGCCGGGGGACGGUGGCCGUUUCGAGCGAUCCGAGGAUCAAGCUUACGAGCGCGCUUACACGAGCGGAGAGGAUUGCAACGGGCUGUACCCGACCUGCCGCCACUCCAUUUACGAGCUCGAGUUCUGAGUCGCCCCAGCCAUCCCCCUCAAUUGGACGCUAUUCGUAUGCGUGCGCGAACGUUGACCGCGUUUCCCCACGCGACGGAAACGUGCCUCGCCCUUCUCCUCGCCGAUUCUUCAAACCGAGCCGUCCGUCUAAUCCCCCCGAUGCUUCGGUCGAAUCGCUGCCAAAGUUGACCGCAUCCUCGUUCCGUGUUUCGAAUUUUUCCAACGCCUCUCUCUCUCUUUCUUUCUCUCUCUCUCUGUGAACGUGAUCGUGCGAGCGAUCCAGCACGGGAAUUUUCGAAUGCAAAGUGGACAGAUAUAUAUCGGAGGAAUGGAAAUUUUGAACAAUUGUCGGUGGAAUGAGUUGGAUAAGAAUGGAAUGGUUACGACUGGUGUGCGGCUAGUAUCUCUAUUUUAUCGGAAAUGGAUCGAUGGAAAUGAGUGAAAGAGUUAAUUUUUCUUUUUUUAUUUCAAGUUACAGUUUAUCAAGAGAGAAAAUUAAAAGAUUGAAAAAUUAAACUUGUAAGUUAAUACUGUUUGAUUGCAUUAUAUGUUAUAUUGAGAGUGUAGUUGAGUUGAUUAUGAUGGAGAGAAUAAAUCGUGUUAAUCCAUUUAAACCAAGUUGCAGAUUGGAUAUCUGUUAGGUAAGUAUCGAUCGAUCGAUAAAAGUUGUUACGCAAGUUGAUGAUCCUUCAGGCGAUGCACCUUGGUCAUUACGUAUCCCAUCAUUUUUCUUUCCUAGCAGAGUGUCGACGCUCUACGCGUUUUUUUCCCUCCCCUUUUCUCUUUCAAAGAUUUUUCACGACUUUUUCGCCACGACAUUUUAGACGAUGUCGGGUAUAUAUUCGCGGUAAUUCGUUUUGCAUUAACAAAAUGGUCAACCGAGUGACCGCGGAUUUACAGUUCAUUUCGGCGGAGUGCUGUGCCUGCCCAGCUCUUUCAACCCUUUUGUAAACGGGCCCGAGUGAAAAAGUCUACAAAAGCGAGGGGAGGGGGAAAGAGAAAGGGAAAAUGGAAACGGAACGGGGAGGAGGAAGAAGAAGAGGGGAAUAAUAUCGCGGUAUUAUUUAAAUAUCCAAUAUUUAACCGCCAAAUAUUGCAACAACGUUUAAAUGCAUUCGUGACGUUUUAUUAAUAAUAAUAAUAAUAAUAGGUUCAUGACAUCCAUUACGAAGGCGAAGUUCACUUUGCUUUUGGAACGGAAGAAAGGAAAAAAAGAAAAAGAAAGAAAGAAAAAAAAAUUAAAAUUUCCACACGGUUUCC
Molecule: messenger RNA, 2739 nt
Organism: Apis mellifera (honey bee)
Lineage: Eukaryota; Metazoa; Arthropoda; Insecta; Hymenoptera; Apidae
Exons: 4
Coding region: 935-1498 (187 amino acids)
Source: RefSeq, a predicted model, not a curated record